This is a messenger RNA of Erinaceus europaeus (western European hedgehog), 1900 nucleotides long. Its product is annotated as mucin-16-like. NCBI's taxonomy places the organism in Eukaryota, Metazoa, Chordata, Mammalia, Eulipotyphla, Erinaceidae. Bases 386 to 1900 code for a protein of 504 amino acids. The transcript is spliced from 5 exons. The record is from RefSeq and is a predicted model, not a curated record.
ACCCUCACCUGCAGAGACAGAUGGUACUGUGGAACAUGUAACUAAGAUACCCAAUGAAGCACCACAUGGAGUCACUGUGGGAUCAAAUCCUCUCCCCCUGGCGUCUACAACAUCAACUAGCCUCAGAGGACCUCCGACAGGAAGGAUAAAUCAGACAGAGACUUCUGCCACAACUCUGAAGUCCAUCCGCGUCUCCACUCUCUCUUCAGCUGUUGCAGCUUCAGUGCCCACAACAGCUGGAACAGAGAUCAGGCCAGUGUUUCCUGAGACAACCUCACCCACCAUCAGCAGAAGACCAGAGAGCUCACCCUCACAGGCCCCAAGUCCUGGGGCAGAGACACCUGCAUCCAUUCCAGCUCGAACUCUUUCCCCUGAUGAGUCAGAGAUGACAGCUUUCCGGGAUCCCCAAGCGGCUACAGAGACCAGCCCCCCUGCCUCCAUGACAACCCUGAAUGUGUCCCUUCGUGAAUCAGAUGGCAUGCCCACAACCAAUCCCGUUUCCAGGGAAGACGUCAGUUCGCCAGUUUUGACGGUGACCGUGUCCCCUAGCACGCCAGGGAUGGUAACUCCAUCUCUUACCAGUCCCAGGGAAGUGACCAGCAUGGUGGUUCUAACCAAAACUGAUUUCCCAAGUGAAAUAGACACUAUGGCUUCCAGAGUUGGCCAUCUUGGAACACAGAGUGGUUCAUCCACACCAUUCCCAACUGCCUCCCACAGUGUUCCAGAACCCUCGACCUCCUCAGAUACCAGUUCUCAAGCAGAGAGCAGCCCAACCCACCAAGCUCUGAGGACUUCUCUUCCUGAGCUAUCAGGGAUGGAGAUCUCCCAGGCCACCAGCUCUGACACAAAGGUCAGUUCAGUGUUACCUGCUCGGACAGACUCCCCACAUGACCCUGAGGUAACAGCUUUGCCAGAGGAAGCCACUUCCGCCCUCUCCUCUGGGACCCACUCCCUGGAUGAACCGGAAACAACAGCUUCAUGGUUCCGCCCUGCACAGGUCAGCACCCCCAUCUCAACUUCAGAUUUUCCCCACAGUGAAUCAGACAUCCCUGUCACCAAGGCCACCGGUCCAGGCACAGAAGCCAUUUCAGCCAUCCCAACAAAGGCCCUCUCACCCAGAACACUAGGGAUGGCGGAUACAACUGUGUCCUUGGUCACUCAUGCUGCAGAAACCACCCCAACUGUGUCCAGAACCACUCCCAAUGUUGCCCAAAGUGAAUCAGACAGCAUGCCUUCUGUGACCACCAGCCUAGGGACAGAAGCCAGCUCAGCUGUGCCAACUGUGCCCAUGUCCCCUGGUGGACCAGGAAUGUCAACCUUACAGGCCACCAGUCUGGGGACAGGUGCCAGCUCAGCUGUGCCAACUAUGUCCAUAUCCCCUGGUGUACCAGGAAUGUCAGUUUCAAAGACCACCAGCCAGGGAACAAAAGCCAUCUCAGCUGUGCCAACUGUGCCCAUGUCCCCUGGUGGACUAGGAAUGAAUGUCAGUUUCAAAGACCACCAGCCAGGGGACAAAAGCCAGCUCAGCUGUGCCAACUAUGCCCAUGUCCCCUGGUGGACUAGGAAUGUCAGUUUCAAAGACCACCAGUCUGGGGACAGAAGCCAGCUCAGCUGUGCCAACUGUGCCCAUGUCCCCUGGUGGACCAGGAAUAUCAGAAAUGUCAACCUCACAGGCCACCAGUCUGGGGACAGAAGCCAGCUCAGCUGUGCCAACUGUGCCCAUGUCCCCUGGUGGACCAGGAAUAUCAACCUCACAGGCCACCAGUCUGGGAACAGAAGCCAGCUCAGCUGUGCCAACUAUGCCCAUAUCCCCUGGUGGACCAAAAUUAUCAACUUCACAGGCUACCAUCCUGGGGACAAAAGCCAGCUCAACUGUGCCAGCUACACCCAUGUCCUUUAG